Messenger RNA from Heterocephalus glaber (naked mole-rat), 1321 nucleotides. RefSeq names its product spermatogenesis and oogenesis specific basic helix-loop-helix 1 (gene Sohlh1). NCBI's taxonomy places the organism in Eukaryota, Metazoa, Chordata, Mammalia, Rodentia, Bathyergidae. Gene Ontology annotation, molecular function: DNA-binding transcription factor activity, RNA polymerase II-specific; protein dimerization activity; RNA polymerase II cis-regulatory region sequence-specific DNA binding. Gene Ontology annotation, cellular component: nucleus. The record is from RefSeq and is a predicted model, not a curated record. Gene Ontology annotation, biological process: spermatogenesis; regulation of DNA-templated transcription.
ACCGUGCGGGGCGGGGCGGGCAAGGAGCUUGCACGCUGCGUGGGGCGCGCGCCGCUUUUGUUGUUUUCUCUGUCUUCGCUGUGCGUCAUGGCGUGGCGGGCUUCUGAGCACACCGCUGGGGUCCCCAGAGCCCCUGGCCUCGGGAGGUGCCACGGCUCUUCCGCGUCCGAGGACCCCAUGCAGGUCCCAAGCCUGGCCAAGAACGCUUCGGCUGCCAAGGACCCGGUCCUCCCAAGGAACGUGCUCAGCGAGAGGGAGCGCAGAAAGCGGAUCUCAGCGAGCUGUGAGCGCCUUCGGGCCCUGCUGCCCAGCUUUGACGGCCGGAGGGAGGACAUGGCAUCUGUUCUGGAGAUGGCCGUGCAGUUCCUGAGGCUGGCGCACAGCCUGGGGCCCGGCUGGGAGCAGCACCGCGUGCCCGCUCCAUCGAGGGCCACGUGGCACACGUGGCAGGGGGACGUUAUGCAGUGGACCCUGACGAGCCAGGUUUCAGCAGGCGGGUCAGACCCCGGGACAGUGGCAUCCGGCCUGACUCCGCAGCAAGACCCGCUGGGCUGUCCGGCCCGGGGUGUAGGCGAGAGCAUGGCCCCCGCCGGGUUGUCAGAGCGGCUGGACGGGCUGCCCAGCCUACCUGCAGCGUGGGCUUCUGGGGAGUGCCAAGGCUGUGGGCUGCAGCAGGAAGGAGGGCUGACUGUGUUCCCCUCAGGGCCCUCCAGCCUAGGCGCCCGGGCCCCCUGGCCUUCCUGCACUUGGCAGCCGAGCUCCUCCAAGACAAACGAAGAAGCCGCCAGCAGGCCAGGCCAGGCUGGGCCCCUGGACAGGGCCGCUACUUCCCCAGCCCGGCUGGCCAGGGAGGUGGCCCUGAUGCCUGCCCUGGACAUUAGGUCUGUAUCUGGGCUGGAUGUGGAGGUUGGGGAGUGCUUCCCGCUGAGUGCCAGUCCCGAGUGGUGGCCGGGGCCCGUGGAGGCCAGAGGAGCCACCCCAUCUGGGGCCCCAGCCAGGAGCAGCCCCGUGGACAGGGCAGAGCCGGGCUUCCUGGACGACCCUGUGCCCAGCCCCCAGGAGCCCCAGGAUGGCCCCCUGGAGCUGUGGGGCUCAGACAUGGACAGCUGGGGCCUGGACCUGCAGGAUGACAGCGUGGACGGCAUCUUUGCUGACUUCCUGGGCUGCUAGCGGGUGGCACAGCAGCAGCAGCACCCAUCACACAUGUGGGGGACUUCGUUCAGUUUAGGGUCGCAGCUGUGGUCCUAAUUUGAGCAAGGCUGGCAGCCACGUGAGUGGUGCUGGAUAUUAAAGAGGGAAACUGCCUUUCCUGGAGGAAGCA